Messenger RNA from Haemonchus placei, 1296 nucleotides. The record is from the annotation of a GenBank genome assembly. NCBI's taxonomy places the organism in Eukaryota, Metazoa, Nematoda, Chromadorea, Rhabditida, Trichostrongylidae.
AUGAGCGCCAUAUUGGCGCUUUCCUCCAUAUUCCAGAUGGGAUAUGCAAAUGCCUAUCCGAAUACCGCUGUAAACACUUUUCGGAAGUACAUAAAUGAAUCAGAAGGUGGAUCACUAACUGGAACAUCAUUCACUUGGAUAUGGUCAGCCAUCCUUAACAUUUACUUUGUUGGCUUUAUUAUUGGAAGCGCCAUUGCUAUACCGCUAGCUGAUCGCAUCGGUCGUAAAUGUGAGUAUGCGUUAUCCACGAAAUUGUAUUUAAUGAAGGAACCGAAAUCCGACGUAACGAGCAUUUCGAGCGAUGGUGGAUGGUGCCUCGUGUGCGGAAAUACUACGAAUUUCGUGGCUGCUGUUUUAUCAACGGUAUCGAUAAUAUGGCUCCUUCCAUCGUUAUUCCUUACCAGUAGAAUCAUCUUUGCCAUAGGUGCUGCCAUUUCGAUGAACAGUUUAGUUCUACUGCUACAGGAAUCAGCUCCUGUGUUUCUCCGUGGACUAAUGUCAUUCAAUGCUGAAAUGGCUUUCGUUAUGACGAAUAUGCUCGGCGCAUUGGCUGGGAUGGGAAGCAUGUUAGGUACAAAACUCUCCUGGUUAAUCGGCUACAAUCACAUCAAUUGCAGUGUGACAUGCUUCCCAACAUUAUUUUCGAUUUUGCUGGCUCUACAUUUUCCUGAUUCUCCACAAUUUCUUCUCCUAGAAAGGAGUGAAAGAAGAAAAGCCGAGAAGUCCGUUGAGUUCUAUCAUGGCACCAACGGGCAGGAUACUGCAAAAGUACUUAUGGCAUACGAAAAGGAAACUCCCAAGUCAAAUGGAUCUGUAAAAGAGUUACUCAACACAAAGCACGUGCGGUCUGGUCUGAUUUUGGGAAUCGUUGCACUACAAGCUACCACAUCAAUAUGGCCCGUGAUAUAUUAUUCAACAGAUUUCUUGAUCAGAGAAAAUAUCGAUGCUGAGCUCGCUGAGCUAACCUCUACUGUGAUGCUUUUCGUGAGCUGUAUAUCAACAACUGUUGGUAUGCUAGUCGUUGAACAUUGUUCACGGCGUUACUUACUGCUUGGUUGCGGUUUCAUGAACAUGUCAGCUCUUUCGAUGAGAGGCCACUCAGAAGUUUUUAGCUUCGCCUUGGGCCCGAUAUCGUGGUUCAUUACGGCAGAAUUGGUGCCGCUGCAGUUCAGGGCACUAUGUCAAUCUCUAGCCAUUUCGUCGAACCAGACUAUCUCUUUGAUUUUAUGCUUCGUCACUCUUCCUCUCUAUGAUAAAUUUGGUAAGUUCAUCUCUGAUCAGGAAUUUUGCUGCUAA